CUCCGGCUGGAAUAUUUGUAGUUUCUGCAUGGACUUGCUGUCAUAAAUCUUAAUAUGUUCUCCAAUGACGGUUGAGUCUUAGUUCCCAUCGAGAUUUCGACAUUUGGCGUUUACUCCCGUCUUCUUGCCUUCCUUGAAUCCAAAAAAAAGGCCGUGGUCAUGUAUCCUUGUACCCCUUAGUUACACAAAUUCUUGAAACAUCAUUCUUCUCUCUUUCUCAUUGUUCUGUAAACCAGAUUAACAACGGCUAUGGAGCUCAAAGAAAAUGAUCCAACGCUUUCCAGAUUAAGAUCAGCCUGUGAUGAUCUCAAAAAACUUGUUCAUACCUCGGUUAGUGUAGAUGCAAGCUUAGAAGAAGCGGAUAAGAAAUUUGCUGUGAUGCAUGAAUCUCUAAGUAUGGCAUCAAAAAGAGUUGCUCCUUUACAAACACUUUCAAUUGCUAACAAAGCUCUUGAUACCAGAAUAAAUCGAGCAAUUUCUCCUGCUCUUACCCUUCUUCAAAGCUUCAAACUCUCCGAGUCCCUGCAACGUAAGCUCCUUGAGCUUGCCGCGAAAUUAUCUAAUGAAACGGUACCGAAGAAGAGGCUUAAGAAAUUGAUCAAGUACGUGGAGUGUGUGGAAAAAUUGAACGGGUCGAUCGAUUCUAUUAGUCAAGAGUGCGAGCCAGCAAUCCAGAAGUUGCAGGAAGUGGUGGAGUUUCUGAGUAGGACUAAGGCCACAGAUCAGUACAGGACGCAGCAACUUAAGGAAACUUUGAUCACUCUAAAGGCUCUUUAUGAGACAGAGGUUGAUGCAAUGAAGUUUGAUGGUUUGCUUGAUGAGGCUUUACUGAAUCUGCAAGAUGAAUAUGAAAGCUUGUUGCUGCAGCUAAGGCAUGAGGAUAUAGGCCAAGCAGAGAAGGAUGAUGUGCAGGAGAUUGUGCCUACAGUGUUGGGCAGUGAGCUGGAAAUUGAAGUUCUUGAACGAAUUUCAAGGACCCUGGCUUCCAAUGACUGUAUGGAUAUAUGCAUCGAUAUCUAUGUGAAGGCAAGAUAUAGAAGAGCAGCCAAAGCAUUGAUGAGACUGAAUCCAGAUUACCUGAGGACUUACACUCCCGAAGAAAUUGAUGAGAUAGAAUGGGAGAACCUAGAGACAGCAAUAUCCCUUUGGAUCCAACACUUUGGACUGGCAGUGAAAUCUGUUCUUGUAUCAGAGAAGAAUCUCUGCAGUCAAGUACUAAGAAGCAUUAUGGAGGGAGUUAUAUGGCCUGAAUGCUUCACCAAGAUUGCUGACAAGAUCAUGGCUGUCUUCUUUCGGUUUGGUGAAGGGGUUGCGAGAUGCAAUAAAGAACCACAGAAGCUAUUCAAGCUCCUAGACAUGUUUCAUUCCUUGGAAAAACUAAAACCUGAAUUCUCAGAGACUUUUGAUGGUGAAGCUGGUGCUGAUAUCUGUGAUAGAUUCCGAGAACUUGAAAAACUUUUAGUUCAUGCUUCAACAAAAGUCUUUUGGGAAUUUGGCCUUCAAAUUGAAGGUAACCAAGACGGUCUACCUCCACCACAAGAUGGCUCAGUUCCAAAAUUAGUUCGAUAUGCCAUUAACUAUCUCAAAUACUUGGCAUCAGAAAUUUACAGUAAACCCAUGGCUCAGGUAUUCAGGAUUGAGCAAUCAUGGAAAGCUGGCAUUCUUUCAAAGCCAGAAACAGACGAGAACUUACUCAGAGAUGCUAUUGCCAAUGUCAUGGAAGCGAUCCAGAGGAACAUUGAGUCAAAGCGAUUACGUUACAAGGAUAAAUCACUUUCCAAUGUAUUUGUCAUGAAUACUUACUGGUAUGUUUACAUGAGGACAAGAAAUACUGAACUUGGGAAGCUCCUGGGAGACCAGUACAUGAAAAAGCAGUACAAAAUCGUUGCAGAAGAGUCCGCAUAUUUGUAUCAAAAGCAAACUUGGGGAGCUUUAGUGAGAUUGCUUGAUAAAGAAGAACUCAACAGAGUUAACAAGGAUGGUAUUGGAGCCGUUGCAAGGGGGAAAAUGGAGGCCUUCAUGAAAGGAUUUGACGAGAUGCUGCAAAAGCAUAGAAGUUUGUACAACAUUCCAGAUGCAGACUUGAGAGACCAAAUGGGAGAUGCAACCAUCAAGCUUGUAGUUCCUGUAUAUGAAGAGUUCUUGAGCACUUAUUCUUCUGUUUUACAGGCCAAAUCCUAUCUAUCUCCGACGACAGUCAAAGGAUUGUUAGGACAAAUCUUUGAGGGUGGCAACCAGCAAAUGGGUAACGGGAGAUCAUCUCUCCGGCAGCGCGGUGAAAGAGAUUAUAUAGGUGGAAGGCUGUCAAUCUCACUCGAGAAUUCUCGUGAGAUGAAAGUUGGAAGGCCAUCAGUCUCACUAGAGAAUUCUCGCGAGAUGAAAGGCUAUAGCCGCUCCAGAUCAAACAGCAGUGACGUGUGAAAGCAGUCAGAGAGCUAGAAGGCAUCGUUACAAGACCAUUUUGUCAGAUACCUUCCAUCUUCUAAAAAUUUUGAUUAUGGAGAUGCCAAAAAGACUAGUUAUGAGAUUUGACACGGUUAAAAUUUUCGCAUCCUAACCAAAAGCUUGUUUUGUAUUAAGGUUUGAUGGGUUGGCUUUCCAUCAGAGUAGGAGCUCGGUUUCUUCAAUGACUGCUAAAUAGCUCUAUGUGGUUAUAGAGGAAUAGGUAAGACUGGAAACGCUUCAGCUAGACAUUUGCAUCUGUGCUUCCAAGGAUCACUGAAACUUCUUUGCUUGCUACAUCGUAUACUUGUUACAAGCCAUGGAAUUUUUGUGCAAGAUUUGUGAUAUUUUGUACGGAAAGGAUAGAUUUAAAGUAUG
This is a messenger RNA of Coffea arabica (coffee), 2820 nucleotides long. Its product is annotated as exocyst complex component EXO70I-like. The record is from RefSeq and is a predicted model, not a curated record. Gene Ontology annotation, cellular component: exocyst. Gene Ontology annotation, biological process: exocytosis. Gene Ontology annotation, molecular function: phosphatidylinositol-4,5-bisphosphate binding. NCBI's taxonomy places the organism in Eukaryota, Viridiplantae, Streptophyta, Magnoliopsida, Gentianales, Rubiaceae.